UUUUUUUUUUUUUUUACGAGAGAUCAUAGACGAUCGGCGAUCAUCGUCAUCAUCGUCAUCAUCGUUAUCAUCGUAAUCGUCAUCAUGAAAAAUUGUCUCCUUCUCUUUGGAAUUUUCCUAUUGAUCGAUCGUCCGAUCGACGCCCUAAACAUCGAUCCAUCCGUGCCAUGUCAAAGAGACAUCGAUUGUUCGCUAUUUUCGAGAGAUCAGAAGAAUUCGACGUGUCGGCAAGGAUUCUGCGCUUGCGAGAACGAGCAAGGACAAAUGAAAAAUUGUUCCAGGUUACAACUAGCAGCAGCUUCUCAACAGGAGAAACCAGCCGUAUCGCCGAUUUAUCACACGUGCAAGCACGAGGUAGAUUGCAAGUUGAACAAUAGCUUUUGCAAUACGAGUCGAAGUCAGUGCGAAUGCGUUAAAGGUUACGUGUCCUCGGCGGAUCAGCAGCAAUGCCUUCAAGUGGCCAAGUCCUUGAAUUUUGUCUGCACGGAGGAUAAGCAGUGUUCGAUCUUUCAAGCGAACGCGACCUGCCGACGAGAACGUUGCGUUUGCGUCGAUGGUUAUCACGCGGUGAACGACGUUUGCUGGAAAACGAUCGUUUUCGGUGAUACGUGCUCGAAAUCGGAGGAAUGCUAUCACAUAAAAGGAGCCAUUUGUACGGAUAAGAAGACUUGCGGGUGCAAGGAGAAAGCCGCGAUCGACAAAACGGGAAAACAUUGCGUUCCUUACGUGGACACCAUCGACGAAUAUUGCACGGAGAACGACACGUGUUCCACGAUCCCCGGUUCGAUCUGCCUCGAGAAUAAAUGUCAAUGUCCGAAGGAAAAGCAUUUCGUGAAGGAACUCGCGCAAUGUGUCGUCAGCAGAGGCAUCGGCGAGCCUUGCCAGCACGAUUACGAUUGUUACCAGAUCGAAGACUAUACGGAUUCGGAGAGAAAAGGGUUUGUAUGCGUUGGCAGCUUGUGCGACUGCGCGGUAGAUUAUUUUAUAAACGGAGACAAGUGCAUUAGCGCAGGAUCUAACGAAAAAAAAACAAAAAAAAAAAAGAAGAGAUCUAUCCGGGAUCAUAGGGAGAAAGAAGAAACGAGGAUGAGGAGGAGCGAGGGUGGAACGAGGAAGAAACGGUGGUGCUCACCACUGCCGAUUCGAGCGCCGGGACUUGCUGCCGCUCUGCCGGUAGUCUUUCUAUGUUUCUUCGCGCGAACAUCAGUCGUCCUCGCGCACGGACAGCAUCAACAUCUUUUGCAAAGACGAUCGGCCUUCGGAGAACGUCGAAGAAGAAAGAAAAAAGAGAGAGAGAGAGAGAGACGGAUAGAGAACGUCCUCUUCACCGUGCGAUUCGGAUGUGCGAUCGUGAAAGAGGUGGAGCUGUCGAAGCAACAGGAGGGGGAGGACGGUGCCGAUGGAACGUUCGAAAAAGGACGAAGACGAGGAGGAGGCAUUCGUAACGUCUCGAGGAUGGUGAUCGGUCUCUCGAGGAUCCUCGUCCUCGUGCCCGUCACCGUCUGCGCUACCAUUUCCUUACCCUCGGAGGAUUACCCGAGAUGCAACGAUCGCAGAUCGCCACCUCAGACCCUAGCGGCAUGUCGUUACGACUUGGACUGCAUGGAAAACGCUUACUGCUGGAAUCAGGAGGCUUGCUACUGCAAAGACGGCUACGUCGUUUACAGAAAUCGCAGCGACUUCCACUGCUUGAAAGUGGCCAACAACAUCGAGGACCCGUGCGUGGCCAACGUACAGUGUCACUUGACCUUUACCCUCCACUCGGAGUGUCGUAACCACGUUUGUCAGUGCUCCUCCACGGCGCAUUUCGUAAACGGAAGGUGUUACGAAUCCAUCGGGCUGGGUAGAAUAUGCCAAACGAACAAUAAUUGUUACGUCAAGGACAGUUACUGCGUGGAGGGUUACUGCGUUUGCGAUCAUAGUCAACAUUCGAAUCCCGAGAGAACGAAAUGCAUAAAGAACGCUUAUUUAGGCGACAAGUGCGAACAGGAUUACGAGUGCGUGUCGAAGAGCACGAGAUGCAUGGAGGUCUGCAGGUGUAAAGUCGAUUACGUACUUUCGGAGGAUGGUACGAGAUGUUUGAAAGCAGCCAACUCCGUGGGCGAAGAUUGCCAAGAGAACCCGCAGUGUCAGGAAUUCUUGCAGAAUAGCGUCUGUCAGAAUAACGUUUGUACCUGUAUAGAGGAUUAUCAUCGUCGCGGACCUGUUUGCGUCAGGGACGUCGGUUUGGGUCAACGUUGCGUCUCCCAUAACGAGUGUGUGACACGGACGUACAAGCAUUCCAAUUCGAGCGAACUGAUGAACGUCGAUUGUUCGAACGAUCGCUGUACUUGUGCCAAGGAUUACAUAAUGUCGCAAGAAUUGGACGAUUGUAUUCGAUACAGUGAGAGCGGUGCCACCAGUUGGCGAGCUUGUGGAAUCUUCUCACUGACGAUACUCGCGAACGUGUCUCUUUGGAUGUUGCGAAGGAUUACGGAAUCGUGAAGUACCACGUGGUAGAGCCACUGCGAAGCACCUUCUAUCCAUCUCAUAGAUUUUUAUUAUGCUUCUAUUUAUUUCAAUCUUAUCCGGUGAAUCGUGUAAAUAAGAAAGGGACUCGCGAUAGGCAUACAUGUGACCAAAGACAACGGACGGACAACGGUAUACGUAUACAUAUCACGUCGACAAAGUUCAAGUAUUUAUUUUCAGGGUUCAAAUAUGUAAAAUUCUAUUAUUAUUAUUAGUCGUACCUGGGAGUAGGUAUCGAAUGUGAAAAUAAGAGCGAAGGGGAGAGAGAGAGGGAAAGGUCUCCUGUAUCAUUCCCAAGCGAUAUUUAUUCAUUAAGAGAUAGAAAUAAAAGAAAGUUAUUAUAA
This is a messenger RNA of Vespula vulgaris, 2852 nucleotides long. RefSeq lists its product as uncharacterized. The transcript has 15 exons. Lineage: Eukaryota; Metazoa; Arthropoda; Insecta; Hymenoptera; Vespidae. The coding region runs from base 85 to 2484 and encodes 799 amino acids. The record is from RefSeq and is a predicted model, not a curated record.